Sclerotinia borealis F-4128 is the source of this 267-nucleotide messenger RNA. Lineage: Eukaryota; Fungi; Ascomycota; Leotiomycetes; Helotiales; Sclerotiniaceae. The record is from the annotation of a GenBank genome assembly.
AUGUGCGAGGAGACGCCAUAUGCGCACUGUGGGGAUGAUGAGGAUGUAGAGCUCGUCGAAUCCAAUGGAGAUAACGGCGGCUGGGGUGACGGUGGUGAGGGUGGCGGUAGAGCGUGGGUGGUUGCGUUGUCAGAAUCGGAUGAGAGAUGGGUGGUAUUGAAGAUGGCAUUGCCAUUAUCUGCUGUUGUUGCGUUGGCGGGGAGGUCUCUCGGAAUAUCUUCGAUGGCGUUAUUAUGCGGGGCAAUUGGGUUGGUAUCAGACCCCUAG